AUGGAUACUCUACAGAAGAUCGAUCUAUAUGCCACUCGCCUGGCGGACAUCAAACAGGAUGUGAAAUACAAGGCAGGCGUAGCGAGUGAGCUACGAGAUUCAGUUGAGAGCUUAUGCACUCCGCCUCCGACUUACAGCAAGUUUCUAUCCAAGUUAUGGCCUGUGUUCAAAAAGAUCCUGGAGGGCAAGCCCGACUUCUCACCUAAUACCGCCGAACAUGUCCUACGAAACCAGAUCCUCGAGGUGAUACAUAGACUGCAACACCAGUCACCGGAGCUGGAGCCCUAUGCUGUGGAUAUGAUAGACACUCUGAUGGCCUUGGUACGGGUUGAAAACGAGGAUAAUGCUGUGCUCUGCUUGCAGACAAUCAUGUACCUUGAGAAGAGUCAGCCCAAGGCUACAGAGUCAAAAGUUCUACCCUUCCUCGAAUUGAUACAGGAGAUGUUUGAUCAGAUGGAACAAGUGGUUAAAGACACAUUCGAUGCACCCGCACCGCCCACCCUCCCAGCGACGGCGACCCCGAAUCUCACCACUCAAGCAACCCAAUCUCCACGACCAGGAUCGCCGGCCACUGUGGUGUCUGAUCCAGGCGCAGAAAAGAAGGAUCAUACUCCACUAGCAAGAGGCAUGCAGUCUUUCAAAGUCCUUGCUGAGUGUCCAAUAAUAGUGGUAUCCAUCAUGCAGGCUCAUCGCCCGCUUGUCCAAGGUUACGUUACCAACUUUGUCCCAUCGAUCAAGAACAUCUUGCUCUUGCAAGCGAAGGCACAGGAGAAAGCUCAUGCUGAGGCUGCAAAGAAUAACACAAUCUUUACUGGUGUGAGCAAGGAUAUCAAGAAUCGAGCCGCUUUUGGAGAGUUCAUCACUGCGCAAGUCAAAACCAUGAGCUUCCUGGCUUAUUUACUCAGGGUAUAUGCCAACAAGUUGUCCGAUUUCUUGCCCACCCUGCCGGGAGUAGUGGUCAGACUGUUAAAAGAUUGUCCUCGUGAGAAGUCUAGUGCCAGGAAAGAGCUGCUCGUGGCCAUUAGACACAUCAUCAACUUCAAUUACCGCAAGAUAUUCUUGAACAAGAUCGACGAUCUCCUUGACGAGCAAAUCCUCAUUGGUGACGGCCUGACGGUCUAUGAGACUAUGCGCCCGCUCGCAUACAGUAUGCUGGCUGAUCUCAUUCAUCAUGUCAGGGAAUCCUUGAACAAAGACCAGAUCCGACGUACUAUAGAAGUUUACACGAAGAACCUCCACGACAACUUUCCUGGUACGAGCUUUCAGACCAUGAGUGCGAAGCUCCUACUCAACAUGGCCGAAAGCAUUACAAAACUCGAAAACAAAGAGGAUGCGCGGUACUUCCUGAUCUUGAUACUCGACGCCAUAGGCGACAAGUUCGCUGCCAUGAAUCAUCAGUACAACAAUGCUGUCAAGCUCAGCAUGCUUUACGCGGACAAGUCCAAAGACAAGGAGACAGACAACUACUUCGAUGAUAGAGAUCAAGUACCAGAUUGGGACGAAAUCGACAUCUUCAAUGCUAUGCCCAUCAAGACUUCCAACCCAAGAGAACGAGGUGCCGAUCCAGUUUCAGACAACAAAUUUCUGUUCAAGAAUCUAGUCAAUGGCUUGAAGAACAUGUUCUAUCAGCUCAAAGCCUGUAACCCAGCCAAUGUGACGCUGGACCCAGCUACUGCACCCCCAAACUGGUCCGAGGUGUCCUUUGGCUACAACGCCGAAGAGGUGCAAGUCAUCACGAAACUCUUUCAUGAAGGUGCUCGAGUAUUCCGAUAUUACAGCUCUGAUUCAACCAUCCCAGAUAUCAGUUAUACGUCUCCAACCGACUUCAUGGCGAGCCACUCCAUGGCACAUAUGAGUCGUGAAGAAAAGGAGCUACUCGAGAGUUUCGGUACCGUUUUCCAUUGCGUUGACCCAGCAACGUUUCAUGAAGUUUUCCAGACAGAGAUACCCCAUUUACACGAUCUAAUGUUCGAACAUACUGCAUUGUUACAUUUACCCCAGUUCUUUCUGGCCAGCGAGGCUACAAGUCCAGCCUUUGCUGGCAUGGUGUUACAAUAUUUAAUGGACAAGCUGCCCGAAGUGGGCUCCUCCGACAUAAAGCGCUCAUCGAUACUGCUUAGAAUGUUUAAGUUAUCUUUUAUGGCAGUCACCUUAUUUUCCGCGCAUAAUGAGCAGGUUCUACAUCCUCAUGUGACCAAGAUCGUCACGCAGUGUGUUCAGCUCUCUGUUGUUGCAGACAAGCCGAUACAUUACUACAUUCUUCUUCGCUCACUAUUCCGUAGUAUCGGUGGAGGACGUUUCGAACUCCUUUACAAAGAGAUCUUGCCUUUACUGGAGAUGCUGUUAGAGACCUUCAAUCACCUGUUGCAAGGUGCUCGAGACCAACAUGAUCGAGACCUCUAUGUUGAGUUGACCUUGACAGUGCCAGCUCGGCUUAGCCACCUGCUACCACAUCUGGGCCACUUGAUGAGACCUCUAGUCGUUGCCCUAGGCGCAGGACCCGAUUUAGUUGGUCAAGGUUUGCGAACUCUAGAACUUUGUGUGGAUAACCUUACUGCGGAUUAUCUAGACCCCAUCAUGGCCCCUAUCAUGGACGACUUGAUGACGGCACUCUUUGAGCAUCUCAAGCCUCAACCAUAUCAACACUUCCACUCGCACACCACGAUGCGUAUCCUUGGCAAGCUUGGUGGUCGCAGUCGAAAAUUCUUGAAUAGACCGCCUGAACUCAACUACCGCAUCGCAACGGAUGAUGAGCCGAGCUUCAAUGCCAAGCUGAGAGACACGAAUCAAGAGCGACCUUUUCCACUAAGUCCAGGCAUAGAUUUAGCUGUUCGCAAGCUCAAUGAAGCUACAAGAACUCCUUCUGUUAAGGCGAACGACGUCUAUUAUAAGCAACAUGCAUUUCAGCUUCUCAAAAUGUUUAUCGGCGUCAAUCAGUUGCCCGAUGAAAUGGCUGCUUUGUUGCGCCUGCAGGCCAACGACCUACUGGCGAAGCGAUUUGGUACCUAUUCGAACAUUCUCAGUCCUAAAAACUCUUCACAAUCACUACAGCCAGCACACUCUGUUCAACAACAGAAGGCACAAGAAGAGACAUUGAAGAAACUGCUGAAAGCUUGUUUUGCUGCAACAUCGUCUGAAGAACUCGCGCCGGCGGCUUCGGAACUGAUAGCGAAUGUAUGUCGACACUUCACUAUCGUUGAGCUAGGACAAGCUUUGUGCGAAGCUGGAUGGAAGACUCGAGAGUUUGAUGUAGGACUUGAAGACAGUAUGCGAUUUCUAAGCACUCAUAUCUUGGCGGAUGUGCUUGUAGAUUGCUUCGCGUCGGACAAUAUUGUGGUACGUGAAGCAGCAGAACAGGCGAUCUUUAUCAUUCGAGAUACAGCUCGGACCAUAUUCGGGAACGACGAAAACGCAGCACGCCUCCCAGUCUUCUCGCAUCUUGUGUACACUUUCUGUGCUAGAUGUCGGGAGGUGGAGUGGUUCACGAAAGCCGGAGCUGCAUUAGCAGUUGAGCUACUUGUCACAAAGGUCGAUCUUGGCCAGGCAUUUCUGCUCAGCAAGCAACUUGACCUCAUCAAAGCUUUGUCUUUCGUGAUCAAGGACACGCCAUCUGAAGUGCCAGCUAGCACGAGGAUAGUGGCGGAAAAUACACUGGAGUUCAUUCUACACCGUACUUGCAAGGGUCUGAACAAGGAGAGUUUGAGUGAUGACAAGGGCAGGCUGUACACGCUCUGCACAACCUUCAUCACUGAGCUUUCGCAUAUGAAUCCACAUGUUCGCGACGCAGCACAACAGGCAUUUAAGAUUAUAGCUGGCGAGGUGGGAGCUGAGGUUCACGAGCUCAUCUUGCCUGUCCGCGAUCGUCUGUUGCAGCCUAUCUUCAGCAAGCCAUUACGUGCGCUACCCUUUUUGACACAAACGGGAUUCAUUGAUGCCAUUACCUAUGCCCUCAAUCUUGGCCAUGAUCUUGUCCCUCUCAACGAUCAGCUACAUCGUCUGAUGAUGGAGUCUCUAGCUUUAGCCGACGCUGAAGCUGAUAUCUUGCACCCAAAGCCUGACGAAUACAAUAACGCUGAACUGAUCAAAAAUUUGAGAGUAUCCUGUCUAAAGUUGUUGAGCAUGGCUAUGACACUUCAGGAUUUUGCCACCACACAGAACAACAGCCGAGCCAGAAUAAUUACAGUGUUUUUCAAGCUACUCUAUUCUAAGAGCAAAGAGAUCAUCGACGCAGCAAAUGAUGGCUUGAAGGAGGUUUUGGCACAGACGAACAAACUGCCCAAAGAUCUCUUACAGAACGGAUUGAGGCCCAUUCUCAUGAACCUGCAGGACUCUAAGAGGCUGACUGUCGCUGGACUUGAAGGAUUGGCUCGUCUCCUAACUCUGCUUACCAAUUAUUUCAAGGUUGAAAUUGGCGCAAGACUUCUAGAACACAUGAAAGUCAUUGCAGAUGAACAGUUACUCCAGAAAGUGUCUUUCAAUCUCGUCGAGCAACAGCCUCAGAUGAAAAUCGUGGCAGCUAUACUCAACAUAUUUCACCUGCUUCCACCAGCAGCCACAACCUUUAUGAAGGAUCUGGUUGACAACGUGCUUGAUCUUGAGCACAAGCUUCGUAGAACAACAAACAGUCUUUUUAGGAUACCACUUAUCCUCUAUCUGAAUAAGUACCCAAGUGAAAGCUGGGCAUUUUUCUCCUCUCGUCUGUCAGAAGAGCGUUAUGGAAGGUUCCUAGGACAGGUACUUGCUGAUGAGGCCAGUGGUCCGCUUCGAAAGCACAUUCAAACCGAGACAGAUAGCAUAUUGAAGACAACUUUCGAAGAGUCAGUCAACGACGACAAGUAUAUCGCAAUCAUUAACACGAUCUACCUUGUCUAUUCUAUCACUUUGCAUGAGGACGGGCAAGACUGGCUCAAAGAUCAAAUCCAGCUGCGAAAGAAUCUGCUUUCAGCCACGAAAGAUCUACAGGCCCGACUCAAGAAGGAUCAGCUCGUUAAGACGCAGCGACUGCGAGCUGUGCAAGCUGUCGACCAACUGGUAACGAUCGUAACCAGAUAUUUGAGUCUCCCAGACUGUAAUGCAAACUACAUGUGGGAUUUCAUGGCCGCCUGCGCUCAAGGCGACCUCAAAUCGGGUGUUACCUUACAACAGUUCUUGUACAGCAGUAUUGUGUGUUCGCCAUCAACACAACAUCAACAGUCUCUUGUAGUCCGCGGACUAGAGACUUACAACUCCAAGACUGUAUCGCAACGUUUCAAGACCUUCAUUAUGCACAAUGUCGUAAACCCUAUCAUUGCACAAGACGUCAAAAGAGAGCGUACUAACUUUGAGCGAUCUGGCCCGGUACUCGACAAAGCUAUCAGGGAACUGAUUGCAGAAAAGCUUUGGAGAAAUCCACCAUCGGAUGUACCGGAUGAGUGGGCUCAACGAGGUGUUGACCAUGCGAGAAUGGAAGCUUUUCAACUUUCCGCUUUCCUGACCAAAUACCACAAGGACGACUUUUCGGAUGUAAGAAAGGAAAUUGUCAAGUAUAGCUGGGCUUGUAUACGUCUUGAGGACACUAUCAAUAAGUACGCAAGCUACGUUCUGAUCAGUUAUUACUUCCGGUCGUACGAAGCGCCACCAAAGCCGAUAAUCCAGGUUUAUAACCAGCUGCUGAAGGCCCACCAGAACGAAGGCAAGACUCUAGUCACCCAAGCACUUGAUAUACUAGCACCUGUCCUUCCAAUACGCCUCCCUGCUACAGGACCUGGAGAGAAAGGCCGCCCGCAUUGGGCUCGGCUACCUAAGAAGAUACUCUGCGAGGAGACUGGAAAUUUGUCUCAAGUACAGAGCAUCUUUCAGUUCAUCGCUCGCCAACCAGAGCUCUUUUACGACUCACGAGAAUAUUAUGUCGUUACGAUGGUACAGAUGUUGCAUAAGAUAGCACCUCCUAUAGGCGCCUCAAACGAAGCUAAGAAGAUGGCGCUCUCGCUUGUUCAAUUGGUUUUGACCUGGGAGAAGACACGUCUCUCUCAGGCAUCACCACAAGCCUCGAAACGCGAUAUCGAUGGUCGACCUGUUUCAAGUCCAGGUAGAGACGCAUGGCAGAUACCACUUGAGCAACGUACUCUCAUAAUAAAGUAUCUGAUCACCUUCGUCGCUUCUCUGCAGGAGCGCUAUCCUGUACCAGCUGCUGAUUUGAAGCAAAAAGCAAUACAGAAGAAUGCCCAGCAACCUGUCUCGAAUGAAUUGGUUGUCAAAGCAACUGGUAUGUUGCAGGAACUUCUUACCUCUCCAUUAUGGACAGAUAUCGAAGUUGGCUUAUACGAAAAAGCUGUUGACAGCACUUUGACUGGUGAAAAGGCUGACAAGCCAGACGAGAAGCAUCUUACCACCAUGAUCAACUCUUUGCAGGUCAUCAGGAUAUUGUUGAGCAUCAAGAGUGGUGAGUGGAUCGCGUCGCACAUCGAUACGAUUUCUAGAUUGCUUGAGAAGGUGCUCAAAAGCGAGGAUACCGAGAUACAGGAUUGCCUACACUAUGCUGCACCUGACGAUAAGGCGCCACCCUUGAUGGUCCAAGUACUGCAAGCAACACCACAAGAGAAGCAGGAAGAUGAGGAUGCAAUGGAGCUCGAUGGUGCUCAAUCUGACUUCCUCACAAAGUUUGGCAAGACAUUCGUCGGGGAUCUGUUGGGUUCAGGCACUUUAGUUCCGGGCAUCAACAACUUGUGGACAUUAUCCAAAGUGCAACCAUCGGCAGUCGAUGAACAUUUCAAGAGCAGCAUGCGCGCUCUACAAGGCAAGCUGGCCAAGGAUCAUUUGAAUGCUUAUGUGGCGCCAAUUGGACCACCGCCACAAGGCUGGCGCCCGGGAGAGCCUAUCAUGGAGCCGUAUGAAUUAGCCUUGGGCAUCGAUCUCAUCAAGAAAACGAUCGAUGUCCUUGCAUCUCGCAUGUCAACGUUAGGUGACGACCGUCGGCCUUUCCUGAGUGUGUUAGCUUCCAUAGUCGAGAAGUCCUUCAACGUCGAACUAUGUAACAAGAUCCUAGACAUGGUCGAAAGAUGGGUCUUUGAUUCAGCUGAAGCGUGGCCAACUCUGAAGGAGAAGACAGCUGUACUUCACAAGAUGCUUGUGUUCGAAAAGUGGCCGAAGCCUGAUCUUUUGGAUCGAUUUCUUGAACUCGUGCUUAAGAUCUACGAGGAUCGAGCAAUCACCCGGACUGAACUCACUGUCAGACUCGAGCACGCUUUCUUGAUUGGUACCCGAGCCAAGGAUGUCAAAAUGAGGAGUCGUUUCAUGAAUAUCUUCAACAACGCUCUAUCAGAGAGUGCCAACAAGCGACUCGAAUAUGUGUUGACGGUGCAAAACUGGGACACGUUAGCAGAUUCGUUUUGGUUGAAACAAGCAUCACAACUGCUAGUAGGCUCGAUCGAAAUGAAUUCUCCUGCACGCCUCCAUCACGAAGACAUGAGAAUCUGUCCGAUUUCGGAGCUGUACAAAAAGGAACUGGUCAGCAAGGAACAAGAGCAGGACGAAUUGAUCAUUGAGGAAAGCUUGGAGAAUCUCGUUGCCUCCCAGAAGCGCUUCAAUCAAGAAUUAUCCGAGGUUCGAGCCAAGCACAUUUUGGAGCCAGUGGUACAACUACAACAUAUCGAUGAUUGGGUUGCUUGCGACCUUUGGACGAAACUUUUCCCACUCUUCUGGUCAUGUUUGGCUCGUGAGGAACGUAUUGAUCUCGAGAAAGGCAUGGUGACUCUGUUGACUCGUGAGUAUCAUCAACGACAACUCAAUAACCGACCGAAUGUCGUCCAAGCUCUACUGGAGGGCUGCGUUAGAGCCAAGCCACGUUUCAAGAUACCGCCACAUGUUAUGAAGUUCUUGAGUCGACAUUACGAUGCUUGGUACACCACUCUGGUGUCGCUGGAAGAAUCAGCUGUUAAUCCAGUGAUUGAUACACCUGCUGUACGUGAGAGCAAUCUUGAUGCGCUUGUAGAGAUCUACGCUGGUCUGCAGGAAGACGACCUUUUCUACGGCACGUGGCGUAGACGUUGCAAAUUCAUGGAGACAAACGCUGCUCUUUCUUACGAACAGCACGGCAUGUGGGACAAAGCCCAGCAAUUAUGGGAGGCGGCACAAGUCAAAGCUCGAACCGGCGUCGUACCGUUCUCGCAAGGCGAAUAUUAUGUCUGGGAAGAUCACUGGCUCAUUUGUGCUCAAAAAUUGCAGCAAUGGGACAUACUGGUCGAAUUUGCUAAGCACGAAAACUUCAAUGAUUUGCUCCUUGAAGCGAUGUGGCGCAAUAUUGAUGCAUGGGGCAACGAGGAGCACAGAUUGUCGCUGAACAACAUGAUCAAGAGUGUUUCCGACUCUCCAACACCACGACGAGCUUUCUUUCAAGCUUUUAUGGCGUUGUUGCAGUACAAUGGCAAACAGAUACCAAGAGCAGAAUUUCAACAUGUAUGCGAUGAAGCGACUCAGCUGUCGAUCAGGAAGUGGCAUCAACUCCCUAAGCGACUUACAAAUGCACAUGGACCUAUUCUGCAGAACUUCCAGCAACUUGUUGAACUUCAUGACGCUAGCAUUAUCUGCGAUAGUCUGAUGAGCACAAACGAGCGGAACCUGGAUAGCAAAUCUCAAGAGGUCAAGCUUCUCUUACAAGCAUGGCGGGACCGGCUACCUAACAUUUGGGAUGAUAUCAAUGCUUGGCAGGACCUUGUAACAUGGCGCCAGCACGUCUUCCAGCUCGUCAACAGUACUUACCUACCCUUGAUACCUCAACAAGCAGGACAAAACAUUGGAAACAGCAGCUAUGCAUUCCGAGGGUACCACGAAACCGCAUGGAUCAUUAACAAAUUCGCCCACAUUGCACGAAAACACAAUAUGCCAGAGAUUUGUAUCAACCAGCUAGGAAAGAUCUAUACACUCCCGAAUAUCGAAAUCCAGGAAGCCUUCCUUAAGCUGCGGGAGCAAGCCAAGUGUCAUUAUCAGAACGACGCUGAGCUGCACAAUGGCCUCGACGUCAUCAAUAACACUAACCUCAACUAUUUCGGUCUUCAACAGAAAGCUGAAUUCUAUGCACUCAAAGGCAUGUUCUUGGCCAAGCUCAAGCAGUCCGACGACGCUGACAACGCUUUUGGGGUUGCUUUGCAUUAUGAUCUUCGCCUGGCGAAAGCAUGGGCCGAAUGGGGUCAGUACUGCGAUCGAAAGUUCAAGGAGAAUUCGCGUGACAUUCAAGCUGCUAGUAAUGCUGUUAGAGUAUACCUAGAAGCUGCAGGUCUGUACAAGAACCACAAGUCGCGGAAAAUACUAAGUCGUGUGCUUUGGCUGCUUAGUCUUGACAACAAGGAGGGACAGAUAUCGAAGGCUUUCGAAGAGUUCAAAGGUGAUAUCCCAGUCUGGUACUGGACCACGUUCAUUCCACAACUACUUGGCAGUCUGGAACACAAAGAGGCGCCGUUAGCGAAGUCGAUCCUAGCACGAAUAGCCAAACAGUUCCCACAGGCUCUGUUUUACCACCUGCGGGCUACAAGAGAGGAGUUUAUGACCAAGAAGAAGCAAUUCGAGGCUAGACAGGCACAAAAAGAGGCUCGAGAAAAACAGCAGCAAGGUUCGCAGCAGACUCCAAAGCAUGAGCAAAGUCAACCUUCUCCUCAGCAGGAUCAGAACGGCCCAAAAUCACGUCCAAGUACCGCAAAUGGAGACGGUCAAGCACAGCCCAACAGCAACGCAACUCCUACUUCUCCGAAGCCCAAGCAAGAACCGAAUGGAGAUGCAAAGCCACCAGUUGACAGUGAAGCACCGAAAGCUGAGGCGCCGAAGAAACCUUGGGAUCAUGCAGAUGAAGUCAUGGCUGGUUUGAAGACAGCAUUUCCGUUGUUGGCAUUGUCAAUGGAAACCAUGACAGAUCAAAUCUCGAAGCACUUCAAAUGUCCUCCCGAUGAGGAUGCUCACCGACUAAUAGUUGCAUUGCUGAAUGAUGGGUUAGCGUACAUCGGAAGAACCCCGGUCUAUUACGCCGAAGGAGCGAAGUUGCCAACCGCCACGGAGGCAAACAUUACUAGAUUUGCUGAGUCUGUGCUUCCGGCGCAUCUGCGGAAUUCCUUUGAGGCGGACUUUGUUCGAGUCAAGCCAACAAUGUAUGAGUACAUUCACAAGCUACGAAGAUGGCGAGAAAAGCUGGAGCAAAAACUCGACCAUCGUCAGCAAUGGGGGCCCCUCGAAUCAUACAGUCACCACUUAAGUGAGUUCAAGUUCCUCAAGUUCGAUGAUUCUGUCGAAGUGCCCGGCCAAUACCAGGAACACAAGGACAAGAACACUGACUUCGUGCGUAUCGAGCGUUUUAUGCCUACGGUUCAACUGAUUCGUGGUAAUGGUGUAUGUCAUCGACGACUGACGAUACGUGGUCAUGAUGGCUCACUGCAUCCUUUCGCUGUUCAGCACCCAACUGGAAGAAAUGUUAGACGUGAAGAACGUAUCGUCCAAUUGUUCCGCAUUUUCAACCAAACCCUUGCCAAGCGAAAGGAAUCAAGAAGGCGCAACCUCUAUUUCCAUUUACCUUCUUUUGUGCCGAUAGCACCGCACAUCAGACUUGUAGAAGACGAUGCAAGCUAUGUAUCACUUCAAACGAUAUAUGAGGAUUAUUGUAGGCAAUCGCCCACGACUGGGUCGCCCAUGUCUCGUGAUGAUCCAAUUCUCUUCGGGUUUGAGCGAACAAGAACAAUCGUGGAGCAGAAUAAGACAACGUCACGCACUCCGGAGCAAAUGGCUAUGAUGAGGACUGAGCUCUUUAGUCAGGUUCAAGAACGCUGGAUGCCGAAUGUGAUUGCUCUUCGAUACUUUCAAGGCAUAUACUCAUCCUUUGCCGACUUCUGGCUAUUUCGCAAACACUUUGCCUAUCAAUACGCUGCGACCACGUUCCUCACAUACAUCAUGUACAUGGCGGCUCGUUAUCCCAGCAAGAUCAACAUCGCGCGUCGCAACGGUGACAUUUGGUCGUCAGAUCUGCUACCCUCAAUCAAUAGUCAGAGAGGUCUCUUCCUUAAUCCAGAAGCUGUGCCGUUCCGCCUUACUCCGAACAUACAGAUUCUUAUGGGGCCUAUCGCAGUCGAAGGAAUCUUCACAUCCUCACUCAUGGCUAUUGCAAGAUGUUUGGCAGAACACGACAGCGGCUAUGAUAUGGAGCAAACUCUAGCUAUCUUUGUCCGUGACGAAAUGUACAACUGGAUCUCAACCCGAUCAGGCGGUGGUGGUGUCGGUGGUCACGGUGCAGGCAUAGAGCUUGGUCGCCUCGAAGAUCCAAACGAACUCAGAGAAGUCGUGGCUGUCAACGUUCAGAGCAUCACUCGGCGAGCACGCAUGUUAGGAACGACUCAAUUAGGUGUCACGCCAACACCGCCUACUGCUGCUAACGCUAAUGCCAACACCAAUACUGCGAACACGAACGGAGAAGGAAGUGCUGCAGCAGUCGCAGCAGCUACGAAUCCCACAACAGCAGUAGCAACCACGGCGAAUCCUAACGCACCUGCUGGUGUUGGCGGCGUGCUACCAGCAUGUCAAAACGUGGUUGAUUUGGUCAGUAAGGCUACUGAUCCAAGCAAAUUGGCGCAAAUGGAUGGGCUGUGGUAUCCUUGGUUGUAA
Messenger RNA from Lithohypha guttulata, 11613 nucleotides. It is a transcript of the gene TRA1, whose product is annotated as transcription-associated protein 1. Gene Ontology annotation, cellular component: nucleus; NuA4 histone acetyltransferase complex; SAGA complex. The record is from RefSeq and is a predicted model, not a curated record. NCBI's taxonomy places the organism in Eukaryota, Fungi, Ascomycota, Eurotiomycetes, Chaetothyriales, Trichomeriaceae. Bases 1 to 11613 code for a protein of 3870 amino acids. Gene Ontology annotation, molecular function: protein binding. Gene Ontology annotation, biological process: regulation of DNA-templated transcription; DNA repair. The transcript has 2 exons.